Messenger RNA from Lactuca virosa, 636 nucleotides. The record is from the annotation of a GenBank genome assembly. NCBI's taxonomy places the organism in Eukaryota, Viridiplantae, Streptophyta, Magnoliopsida, Asterales, Asteraceae.
AUGGGCAAUUGUUCGUUCAAAGGAUUCGAUGCAUCUCUCUCCCCAAUCCGUGUCAUGACAAGCUCGGGUCAAGUAUUAGAGUUUUUCGGUCCAAAACUCGUCUCAGAAGUCGUUAAGGACUUUCCAAGACACGGGAUUUUCAGAAAAGGUCAUUUACUGUCACCAUUAGACCACUGCGAGCAACUCAUCGGUGGUCAGUUCUACUAUCUCUUUCCUCUGGCCCCAGAGGAAAGAACUCUGUCUCCAGAAGAAAGAGACAGAAGGAAUGAAGAAAAGGUGGCGAAUGAAUCGGAGCCGGUAAGAAUGUCGACGAGUGCGGUGGCGUUGCAACUUGUGACAAAGAAGCUGAGUGAUGGGUCGGGAUUUGAAGUGUUGCCUCCGCCUCGAAAGGGUGUAUGGAAGGUGAAAUUAGUGAUUAAUACGAAACAAUUGGAGGAGAUAUUGUCGGAAGAAGUGAACACUGAGGCGUUGAUUGAGCAAAUGCGGGCGGCAGUGGGAUCCACGAAGGUGGUGCCACGGUGGAGCAAGGGUUAUUGGGGUGUGAAAUUGAAGCCGAUUCUUUGCAAUGUAUUGAAUAAAACGGUGGUUGAUGAUGGUUUUUUAUCACCAAAGUCGGUCACUCCACUGUUACAGUAG